Oncorhynchus keta (chum salmon) is the source of this 5789-nucleotide messenger RNA. Its product is annotated as anoctamin-1-like. Gene Ontology annotation, biological process: chloride transmembrane transport. Gene Ontology annotation, cellular component: plasma membrane. Bases 454 to 3273 code for a protein of 939 amino acids. Lineage: Eukaryota; Metazoa; Chordata; Actinopteri; Salmoniformes; Salmonidae. The record is from RefSeq and is a predicted model, not a curated record. The transcript has 25 exons. Gene Ontology annotation, molecular function: chloride channel activity; protein dimerization activity.
GUUGCGAACAGGUAGACAGAGGCAGAGAGGAAGAGGCGAAGGGAGAGUAUUUACUCCGCUCAAAAUCUGUCCGCGUGAGAUGAGCCUUUUUUGCAUGGAGGUCUAUAAGAGAGUGUCGAAUUAGGUCAUAUUUCAUCAAAUAGAAGUUUUGUAAUGUUUAGGCUUUUACACAUGUAUUGACAUAAGUGAAUGCAAGUGGCAUUCUGGCAACUUUGAGAAAAACUACUUAGACUACGCGUGUGAACAACAGGCACAACUAUCUGCCCUCUCGUUGCCUAGAAUGGUCCCACCUGAUCGUGCUUGCCCCUAAUAAUUGAGGAAAUGUAUUUCCAUUAUUAGAGCGGUCAGACGGGUAUCUUGUCAUUUUAACAGAUCAUCUUUGACACAGGUCAAACUUUCCUCGUACACAACCUCUCUGGUAGUCUUCUCCCUGAGUUGGAAGAGCAAGGCACCAUGAGGAGGAAUGACUAUUAUAUCCCUGUAUCCUGCGAGGAGAAGGCCGCUGACUUUGGGAACACUAAGGAUGGUGGCGGUAGCAAAUAUAACAAGUAUGACUCCAUCCCCUUGAACUCCCUCAAGUCAAAUGAGGCCGGCCCAAAACAGGGGCCUACAUUCCAGGAUGGCCAGCGGCGGGUGGACUAUGUUCUCACAUAUCAUAUCCAGAAACCCCAGAGUUUUCGUCGCAAGACAUCCCACUUCGGGGAUUACCGCAUCCUCAGGAGCCUGCGCCGCAGUCUGAGCAUGAUGAGAGGUCGGGACACGCCACCACCCAAAGAAGACCCUGAGGUUGCUGCCCACAAGCAUCGCCUCGACUACCAUGAGGAUGACAAGCGCUUCCGCCAGACUGAGUUUGAGGAUAACCUUCGAGAGAUGGGCCUGGAGCUAGAGAAGGAUGAGGGGAACAAAAUCCCAGGAAUUGGCUUCCUGAAGAUCCAUGCUCCCUGGAAUGUGCUCUGUCGGGAGGCAGAAUUCAUGAAGCUCAAGAUGCCCACCAAAAAGGUGUACGAGGUCAAACAGGGAAGUGAUGUGGUGGAGAGGAUCAAUCUGUUCAUCCGCAAAGUGACUGCACCACUUCAUCCUAAAGUGGAGCCGAAUAGAGCCCAAAAUGUGAAGCAUCUCUCCCACCCUUUCUCCAGGGAAAAGCAGCACCUGUUUGAUCUCUCAGACAGAGAGUCUUUCUUCGACAGCAAAACCAGGGCCUCGAUAGUUUAUGAAGUGUUGAAACGUACAAGAUGCAUUAAAGCCAAAUACACCAUGGGAAUCACCAGUCUCCUUGGCAAUGGUGUGUACAGUGCUGCGUACCCUCUUCACGAUGGGGAUGUUGACGGCAUGGGGCCGGAGGCCAAUGACAGGAAGAUCUUGUAUGAUGAAUGGGCAAGCUACAGUGUCUUCUACAAGUACCAACCAAUUGGGUUAAUCAGGAAGUACUUUGGGGAGAAGAUUGGCCUGUACUUUGCCUGGCUGGGGGUUUACACCCAGAUGCUGAUCCCUGCUGCCAUAGUGGGGGCCAUAGUGUUCCUGUACGGUUGUGCCACUGUGGACAAUGACAUUCCCAGCAUGGAGAUUUGUGAUCCGAGAAACAACAUCACCAUGUGCCCACUGUGUGACCGCGCUUGCAGCUACUGGAAGCUGAAGACCGCAUGCGGCACGGCCAGGGCCAGCCAUCUCUUUGACAACCCGGCCACUGUCUUCUUCUCCAUCUUCAUGGCCCUCUGGGCUGCCAUGUUCAUGGAGCACUGGAAGAGAAGGCAAAUGAGACUCAAUUACAUCUGGGAUUUGACUGGCUUUGAAGAGGAAGAGGGCCACCAUAGGGCUGAGUAUGAGAUCCAAGUCAUGCAGAAGACCCUGAAGAAACAGGAUAUGUCUCCCAAAGAAAAAAAAGUGAAACUGACAUGUACAGACCGUGCACCAGCAUAUAUGACAGGAAUUUUCACAAUGCUUAUUAUGGUUGGUGUGACCUUUGCCGUAGUGUUCGGGGUCAUCCUGUACAGAAUCUCCAUUAAGGCGGCCUUACACAUGAGCUCCAAUCCCGCGGCUCGCACCAACAUCCGGGCAACUGUCAAGGGCACCGCUGCAGUCAUCAACCUGGUGAUUAUCAUCAUCAUGGAUGAGGUCUACGGUGCCUUAGCUCGCUGGCUCACUCUUCUUGAGGUGCCAAAGACUGACAAGAGUUUUGAGGAGAGGCUGAUAAUCAAGACCUUUGUUCUGAAGUUUGCCAACGCCUUCUCCCCCAUCGUCUACCUGGCCUUCUUCAGGGGCAGAAUGGUUGGGCGUCCUGGGGACUAUGUGUAUGUUAUCGGGUCAUACAGGAUGGAGGAGUGUGCCCACGCAGGUUGCUUGAUGGAGCUGUGUAUUCAGCUCUGUAUCACCAUGCUGGGCAAACAGCUCAUCCAGAACAACCUGUUUGAAAUCGGCAUCCCUAAAAUAAAGAAGCUGAUCAGGCGUCGGAAGUCUGACAUGGACUCUCAGCAGCAGGAGGACUAUAACAUGACCCUACAGCGUCAUGAGAAGGACCACUUCCUGGGUCCCUUCGUGGGCCUCAGCCCAGAGUACAUGGAGAUGAUCAUCCAGUUUGGCAUGGUGACCCUGUUUGUGGCCUCCUUUCCCUUGGCACCACUCUUUGCUCUGCUCAACAACAUCAUCGAGAUCCGUCUGGAUGCUAAGAAGUUUGUGACAGAGGUCAGGCGGCCCAUCGCAGCCAGAGCAAAAGACAUUGGCAUCUGGUAUAAUCUUCUGAGAGGGCUCAGCAAAGUAGCAGUCAUUGUCAAUGCGUUUGUCAUUUCCUUUACGUCCGACUUCAUCCCUCGACUAGUCUACCAGUACAUGUACAGCCCUGAUGGCUCCAUGCACGGCUUUGUCAACCACACUCUGUCCUACUUCAACGUCAGUGACUUCCAGCCUGGCACUGCCCCUCUGCAGCCAAUGCACCUGGGGUAUGAAGUGCAGAUAUGCAGAUACAAGGACUACAGAGAGACACCAUGGUCCAACACACCCUAUGACCUCUCCAAAGAGUUCUGGGCUAUACUGGCUUGCCGGCUGGCCUUUGUCGUCGUUUUUCAGAACGUGGUGAUGCUGAUGAGUGACUUUGUUGACUGGCUGAUCCCAGACAUCCCCAAGGACAUCAGUCUGCAGAUCCACAAGGAGAAGAUCCUGAUGGUGGAGCUCUUCAUGAAGGAGGAAGAGGGCAAAAAGCUCCUCCGAGACAGCCACGCCAACCAAAGUCCUCUUCAGCCCCGCUCUCGCCCUGCCUCACAUACACCUUCUAACUGCUAGUGCCCUGGUGGGUGGCUCCAUCUGCCCGUUCAUCUGGUCUGUUCAAAAACCUUCAGCCCCCCUUGUCUGGACUUGGACACUCCACAUACACAGUGGCCUACUCAAGAAAAGAGGGAGGCAGCUAUUGGCAGGCUUCUGCACGUGCACCCUUUCUGACUUAUAGCAAGCCAUUGCCCAACCUUUGGUGAACCAGGUAUCAGGCAGAAGGCUCAGAGGGCUGUUUUUCUCUUUUGCACAAAAAUGAUACAAUGCAGGAAAACAUGUAGAUCUUUUUUGAAUAUGCAAUUUUGCUAGCUAAUGUUUUUAUUUUGAAACUUUUGCCUUUUUAAGACACUGAGAUCAGGUAAAGGAGCUUGCCAUUCUGCUUGUUUACCAUGCCAAUUUUCCCUUAUGUCAUGUGUUUUAUGUCCUCCUGUUUGUUAUUAUACUAAUUCAUAUCUAUUGUGGGCUAGGUUUCCAUCCAAUUGGCGACAGAUUUUCAUGCAAAUAUUCUACAAUCCGCAUAAAAACAAGAUGCACAUUUUCCCACCAGAGAUGUUUCCAUCAAAUGUAUGUGUUGCAGAUGAAAGUAUGUGCAUGAUGACUUAGUGCACAUAAAAAUAUAUUUUGCAGUUCAAUUCCCACAUACCGAACACAAAAUAGCCUACAAGUUAAAGGUUUCCAUCACAUUUUCAAAUUUACUCAAUGUUUUCCUCACAAAAAAAAGUUACGUUAUAUAGGGAGUAUGCAAGUGCGCUCUAGCCAACGUAUAUGCGCGCUGUUGACUAGACUGCUCAUAUAGCCUACGCGAUGAUAUUAUUAUGGACAAAAGAGCGAGAUUACUUUUAUUUGUCAAACAGCAGCCAAGCAUCGAUGAUCAUGUCAACAACUAUUUCAAGGAGAGGAAGAAGGUAUUUUGUCAGCCCAUUUUGUAUAUAAUUUGUGAGUAAACAAUACUUUUUAAUGCAUAUCCAAUACAUUGUCAAUAUUGAAUCCUAUCAAUAUACACAGUCUACAAAACAUUAUUGACUUGCACCCCCUUUUGCCCUCAGAAGAGCCACAAUUUAUCAGGGUAUGGACUCAACAAGGUGUCGAAAGCAUUCCACAGGGUUACUGGCCCAUGUUGACUCCAAUGCUUCCCACAGUUGUGUCAAAUUGGCUGGAUGUCCUUUGGGUGCUGAACCAUUCUUGAUACACUGUUGAGCGUUAAAUAAAACAGCAGCGUUGCAGUUCUUGACACACUCAAACCUGUGCGCCUGACACUUACUACCAUCCCCGUUCAAAGGCACUUCAAUCUAUUGUUUUGCCAGUUCACCCCCUGACUGGCACACAUAAACUAUCCACGUCUCAAUUGUCUCAAGGCUUAAAAAUGAUUCUGUAGCAUGUCUACUCCAAUUUAUCUACACUGAUUGAAGUGGAUUUAACAGGUGACAUCAAUAAGGGAUCAUGUCUUUCACCCGGAUUCACCUGGUCAGUCUAUGUUGUGGAAAGAGAAGGUGUUCCUAAUGUUUUGUACGCUCAGUGUAUAGGGUUUGUAAAAGAGGAGAAACGUUCAUCCAUCUUGUCUUAACACAAGAAAAACAACAUUAUUAAAAACAUUUUAAAAACCUCAUGAUCAAACCAAGGACAUAUUUACAAAUGAAGCACAGAAAUAAACGAGAAAAAAAUAUAUAUAUCCUUUGUGGUACCAUGUCAUGUUUUGCUUGUUUGUGACCACUGUUUCUCAUACAGAAGGAUCUGUAAUUCCAUGUCUGUGUUUAGGAAUGUGACAGACCUUUGAUUUAGUCUCUUCUGAUCAAACAGGGGAAAAAAUGUAGAUACUUCACGUCAAUGGAAUGACAUGGAACCUGCCCCCCAGACUGUUGGAAUGUAUUACAUUAUUCACAAUUAGUAGUUAUUAUAUAUUUUAUAUUUUCAAUGAUAUGUACGAUAUUUAACUGUCUUCAACUUCUAUUUUGUGUGUCUACGGUAUUGAAAUGUAUCAACAUUGACCUCUUGCAAUAUAAUAUGUUUGUAAUAUUACAUUACUCCUGGAUGCAUACCCAGGUGUUUGUACUUUGAUACUGGCUAUAUGAGAUGUCUUUCCUUUUGCUUAUAGAAAGAACUCUGAUGGCCAUUAACGUAGUCUCAGAUGUAUUUGUUAAGGACAUUGCAGAAUAUUGCAUCACCUCAUGUUUUAAUUUCUGAUUCAAGGACAUGUUUUUGUUUUUAUACUACUAAUAUUGUAUGUUCAUUGUAUGGCUUAUAGGCCAAUGCUGAAUGGCAGCCACAAUACCUUGCUUUUGAGCUAGUGGCAUCUUAUUCCCAACUGAUACUUAGAUAUUUCAAUCCUUGAUAUUCAUCUUGGUAUACUAGAGCAGUAGAGAAAAACUUGGUGUUUAAAUAUUUGCCUGAAUUGUACAGCAACAUUACAACUAUAUUUGAUUAGGAUAGUACUAUAUUUAUUUCAUAUUUCAGGCUCAUAUUUCCACUAGAGGUCUGUCAGCCUAAAGUAAAAGUUUUAGGAUAUUUUAAUUACAAUAAAAUAAUACAAGUUA